AUGAAUCGAGAUGAUAUUGUUUUGAAAGAAGAAACAUCCCUUUAUGCGACUAAAGUAAUGGAGGCAAGAGCUCUUGAACCAGAAGAGACGACGACUUACGUGGAUGAAGGAAGUUCAACGACGAUUCCAACAACACCAGCACCCUUACCACACUUAUUCUCAGUUAAAAUUCCACGGCUAUAUGCCUGCAUGUCAAGCCCCGAACAGAUUCGAUAUCUCGUCUACUUUGCGGCGGAACACGGGAAUUUGAAGAAACUUGAGUAUUUUUGCGAGGGAAUCGACUCGGCGGCCCUCAAGGAAGUCCUCAAAACGUCGCUGGAAGACAAAUCGGCCUUAGUUGUGGCCGCAAGGGAGGGCCAUUUAGAUGUCGUCAAAUUUUUGGUCAAUUUGGGUGCCGAUGUCCUAGCAUGUGGAACAGUGGAGUUUGAUGGCGAAACAAUCUUUGGUGCUCCCCCAAUAUGGGCUGCGGCUGCUGCUGGCUUUUUGGAUGUUGUUCGCUAUUUGGUCGAGGAAGCUGGUGCGGAUUUGAAUCAAACGACUCGAACAAACAGUACACCGCUACGUGGAGCUUGUUAUGAUGGGCACUUGGAAAUAGUAAAAUACUUGGUCGAACACGGAGCGGACAUUGAAUGCGCUAAUAGACAUGGCCACACACCAUUGAUGAUUGCGGCUUAUCGACAGAAGCAAGAAGUUGUUGAAUACUUACUGGCAAAAGGUGCGAAUCCACGAGAGGCUAGCCGAAAAGGAAAUACAGCGCUCCAUGAUGCCGUAGAAGCUAACAACGUUAGCAUAUGUGAAGUUCUUUUAGAGGCUGGAGCGAUUUUGGCAGAAGACGAGUAUGGAGUGUGCCCUUUAAUGAGUGCAGCAAUGUUGGGAUUCACAGAGGUUGUUGAACUUCUCUUAAAUCAACCUAUUUCUCUACGCAAGAAAAGAGAUGUAUUAAAAAUUAUGGGUGCUACUUUUGUUGAUCGGAGAAACGACUACCAGGGUGGUAUUGAGUACUGGUUUCGUGCACUUUCUUUGGAUUUGGGCGAGGAAAAUGCAGAAGAGGUUGAAGCUGCCGAAUUACGCUCGAAAGAUGUGCCGAAAAUUUACGGAAGCUGCGAAUUGGAGACGUUAGACGACUUCAACAAUUUUGUCGAUGAAAGGGAUCCGCACACAAUUCGAAUGCAGGCACUCGUGAUGCGGGAACGAAUUCUCGGUGGAUCGCAUCCAGAAGUUCACUAUUACUUAAAAUAUCGCGGCGCCCUUUACAGCGACAUCGGUAUGAAUGGACGGUGUUUUUCUUUGUGGAUGCAUGCCUUGGAGUUGCAACAAAAAUAUAACUCACCUCUUCAUCAGCAAACAAUGCAAACGUUUCUUAGCUUUCAAGAGACCUUUGCAAUGAUUUUGACUGAGCCAAUCGUUGACAAUUUUCCUAAUCCACCUUUACUGGUAACGAGAGAGCAAGUGGAAACGGUAUUUGAUAAAGCCGCUCAUGAGCUCCAAAAGCUGGUUGAUUGGGGAAGUCGUCCACUUUUUGAAGAAUGUAAUGGUGAGGAUCACGAGCAUAAUAUCGAUGAAGAGAAGGAGAAUCUGAUUCUUUUGCUUCUGAGGCUUUUGUACCUGAGUAGUUUGGCCGAGCUUUCACCGCGGGAUCUUCAAAAUAUUAUUGAGCACCAGCCAUAUGACAAAACGUUGACGUCUUUGGUCGAUUUAGCGAGGCCACGCGUGGAUUUGAAAAGGUUUCUUUCGCUAUCCCGUGAAGUGAAUUUGAGACCACUGCAUGUCGCUUGCGGCAACAGUGAACCAAUUCCAAAUAUUAUUGGGUGCGCAGCAUUAUUGUCUUUUCCGAACAUGUACGUGGUGGAAUCUUUGGUGCGUGCCGGAGCGCCGUUAGACGAAAUGGAUGAACAAGGGCAAACCCCUUUGCAUUGUUUGUUGGCCAGCGAUGAGCAUUCGAUUGUGACAGCUCCCUUCGUCCGGUAUUUGCUCAAAGAGGGCGCCCCGAUUCAUGCCAGGAAUGCCAAUGACGAGACCUGCCUUGAACUUAUCGUCAAGAAAACAAGUCGGAUAUCGAAAAUUGGUAUAGCCAGUCAUUCUACUCUGUUUGGUGCUGCAGCGAACGCAAUCAGAAGAGCCAAAAUGCCAUAUGAAGCGCUCAUCCCGACGCACUUGCUUGAAAUGAUGAAACUCUAU
Messenger RNA from Mesorhabditis belari, 2178 nucleotides. Lineage: Eukaryota; Metazoa; Nematoda; Chromadorea; Rhabditida; Rhabditidae. The record is from the annotation of a GenBank genome assembly.